AACUCUUCUCAUCAAAGCAAUAGCAUUUGCAAACACAAAAACUCUCUCAUUGUGCAUUCUAAAAAUACUAUAUCCACUUCUGUUUGACAUAUCAAGUAGAAAAGAAAGAUGAGUGUAGAAAUUUUGGAUGGUGCCACCAUUGUCCACUUCCUUGAAGAUGAAGAAGCAUUUAAUAGCUCCAUAGGAAAUCGGUUCGCUCGACUGGACACAAACAAUGAUGGUCUUCUCUCUUAUGAAGAGAUGUUGAAGGAGCUUCAGGGGCUCAGGGUUUUCGAAACACACUUUGGUAUUGACGUGGAGUCAGACCCAAAUGAGCUUGCUCGUGUUUAUCAAUCCUUGUUUGUUCAAUUCGAUCACAACCUGAAUGGCGCAGUUGAUCUAGAAGAAUUCAAGAAGGAAACCAGGCAGAUGAUGCUUGCAGUGGCGGAUGGAAUGGGUUUCUUGCCAAUUCAAAUGGUCUUGGAAGAAGAUAGCAUCUUGAAAUUAGCUGUUGAAAGAGAGUACAAUAAUAUGGCAGCUUAAGUGCUACUCUGAAAUGAUCAUGCUUAAAAGAUUUAACUAUUUUGAGUUUUGAAGUAUUUUAACAUUUUGUUUGUUGUUAUCACUGUUAACAUUAAAACACCUUAAACUGUUUUGUUAUGAAUACCAAAUGUAUGCAUGAAAUGAAAUAAACAAUUGAGCUUUUACAUUACUGUCAGAAAA
Trifolium pratense (red clover) is the source of this 702-nucleotide messenger RNA. RefSeq lists its product as uncharacterized. The transcript has a single exon. NCBI's taxonomy places the organism in Eukaryota, Viridiplantae, Streptophyta, Magnoliopsida, Fabales, Fabaceae. Gene Ontology annotation, molecular function: calcium ion binding. Bases 109 to 522 code for a protein of 137 amino acids. The record is from RefSeq and is a predicted model, not a curated record.